Molecule: messenger RNA, 839 nt
Organism: Porites lobata
Lineage: Eukaryota; Metazoa; Cnidaria; Anthozoa; Scleractinia; Poritidae
Source: the annotation of a GenBank genome assembly
AUGCUGGACAAAAUCAACAAUCAGUUAUCCACAAUUAAGCACGAUAUUACCAAUAUGAAAAGCAAUGUAACUGAACUUGAAAAAGGCUUAAACGCAGUCAACGACGACGUUGCUGAAAUUAAAGAAAGUAUGAAGCGGAAGGCUGCAGAUUUAAAGCAGCUAGAAGACUAAGAAAGAGAAGUAGAAGAUCUUCGCAACAGUUCCCGAAGAAAUAACUCGAUGUUUUAUAGCAUUCCGGAAAAGUCAGAAGGCGAUAAUUGUGUGGCUUUCAUACAAGGCUUCAUAGCCUCGCACAUGGGCUUGGAAACAUUGUGUGGAUACGUCGAAAUUGAGCGUGCUAAUCGUACUCCGACGCAAUUAAACAAAAACAGAAAGAGUCCAAGACCGAUCCACGUAGCCUUUCUAAAAUACACGGAUAAGACGAAGAUUCUGGCGAAUGCUGCGGUUAGACUUAAAGAUAAUCCGUUUCAUGGAAAUCUAAUCGGAAUUGGAGCUGACUUCGCAAAAGACACCCAAGAACGCCGAAAAGCGCUUAUUCCUUUCAAGAAACAUCUUCAAAAGAAGCUAGAAGAGCAAGAAUGCAGGGUUUUCAUAGCCUACCCGGCCACGUUAAAGUAUUCGGACUCGAAGGGCAAAGUUAUAACUGUAAGAAACGAAGAGCUGAAGAAAAUGGAGAGCGAAAUGGAAAAGUAAAAAUGCUAUUAGCAGGAGAACAUUAAUCGCCGUCUGUUGCUAGUUCGAGGUUUUUGGAACCCCGCACGGCCAAACUCGUGAACUCCUUCGAGGAGGUAAACUGUUUCUAUGUGUUGUUCUGUAUUGUUAUUGUUAUCCUUCUGUAA